Saccharomycopsis crataegensis is the source of this 942-nucleotide messenger RNA. RefSeq names its product protein phosphatase regulator SHP1 (gene SHP1). The record is from RefSeq and is a predicted model, not a curated record. The coding region runs from base 1 to 942 and encodes 313 amino acids. Gene Ontology annotation, molecular function: ubiquitin binding. The transcript has a single exon. Gene Ontology annotation, cellular component: nucleus; cytosol. NCBI's taxonomy places the organism in Eukaryota, Fungi, Ascomycota, Saccharomycetes, Ascoideales, Saccharomycopsidaceae. Gene Ontology annotation, biological process: Golgi organization; membrane fusion; autophagosome assembly.
AUGUCUAGAAACACAGAUAAAAAGUUCAAAACAUUCCGCGACUUGAAUCGUGGGGACGACAGCAGUGACAAUGAAGAUGAAAAGAACUUGUUCACUGGUGGCGAAAGAUCGGGCCUUGAAGUUGAAAAACCUCCUGAAGAUCAAGCUAGAUCGCUUGUCCAACAACUUCUCAAUCAGGCAGCUCGAUCUGCAAACCUCCCAGAUACACGUCCAGGUGCUGGUCAAGAACCCUCGACAUCUGGGAGCUUUGCAGGUAGCGGGUACCGUUUGGGGACCGAAAAUGCAACAAGUGAAGUGAUUCCAGGCCAACAACCAUCACAAAGCUUAGAAAAAGUCACACGUACAUGUACUUUCUGGAAAGAUGGGUUUUCCAUCGAUGAUGGCCCAUUGUAUCGCUUUGAUGACCCAAAAAACAAAAGUUAUAUGGAGCAAAUGAGGCAAGGGAAUGCUCCAUUAGAUUUGUUCAGGGUCAUGCCAGGUCAAAGUGUUGACAUCAAUCUUAAACAUAAUUCGGAUCAAAAUUAUAAGCCUCCAAAAUCUAAGCAAGAUAAAUUCAGUGGAGAAGGUUUCAGACUAGGCUCACCAGUGCCAGGUGAUGUUAUUACAGAUUCUUCUCGGUCAUCUGGAAAGGAGAAACUUGUUCCUGAAUCAUCAUCAUCAUCAUCAUCAUCAGAAAGUAAUAAGGACCCAAACGUGGAAAAUGAAAAUAAAACAACAAUCCAAGUUCGUUUGGCUGACGGCCGUAAAUUGAAGGUGGUUGUGGAUAAGCACGGUCCUGUUCAACAAGUUUAUGAUUUUGUCGAUGCCAUUUUUCUAGCCGAUGGAGAAACUAGAAGCUAUUUCUUGUCAUUGAGUUAUCCAGUAAAGCCAAUUAAUGACAAAGUGCAAACCAUACUGGACGCAAAGCUCGUUCAUUCGGUUGUGAUUCAAAGAUGGAAGUGA